AUGUCUGAAAACAUGAGUAUACCGAAUAAUGUGGGCCCUGACAUCCACCGGGUGUCGCCCCUACCUCCAUCGAUGCCUCCAGGAUCCUUUCCAGUGGAUCAAAUCUUUCACUCUCAAAUUAGCAGCUCAGCGGGACCUUCACCGUCGGUGACUUUAUUGGAUGAUAGGAAAGGUCUGCAGCCGAACGAGAAACUCAUCUUCACGAAUCAGAUGACAAAUACCGGUGCGGUUAUAAACUUUACCGAAAUUAUCUAUAGCGAUUCCAUGCGAGGCUAUCGCGUGUACAGGCGUGAACACCAGGUUUCGCCGUUCUUUCGGCUACUAAGUACGAAUAAUAUGCUCCUUCUCGCGGCGUCUCUGUCGUUGUUGUUGUCGUGUCUGGUUCACACUUCAGCCUCGCAGUUCCAUCUUCUCCACUGGCUGCUGUUGUCUGACUCCGCAGAUGACACGUUCGUGCAAUCAAGUCCCGAUUUUGAUAGCGAAACCCAUUUGAAAGUGUUCUCUUUAAGUAAGCUGAAGAUAAUGGCUUGUGUUUUUUUCUGGCUUCUUUUCAUCAUGCAGUUAAUUCGUGCCUACCGCAGUGUUUACGUUGAGGAGGUGCUUGCGAUCCGCGGGAUUGGGUUGCAAUUCACCAGCUACGGCGUUUUCAAUCGCGUUCGGGAAAAACGCUUUGUUGAUCGUAAGCUGAUUCGCUUUAUCGUGAUUCAUGAUACUUUCUAUCGUUAUCAACCCAUUUUUUUCUUUCUUCCUCGAUUGAGAGCCAAUCGCGGCGAUUGGUGUACUUCAGUGAGACGUUGCCGCGUUUGCCCGUGCUCCGUCAUACCCUCAACGGAAUUUGCCAUGUGUUGUACGGGGAGGAGGAACACGGGCCAAGUUUGGCCGAUAUUCAAACCAUGA
Messenger RNA from Phytomonas sp. Hart1, 897 nucleotides. Lineage: Eukaryota; Euglenozoa; Kinetoplastea; Trypanosomatida; Trypanosomatidae. The record is from the annotation of a GenBank genome assembly.